AUGCUUGAAUUACGCCCUACUCGUUCGAUUGACAAUGGAGAUGGGGCUUAUAUAAGGCCAAGAUCUCGUAGCAAAAGCAGAAAGCCUCCUUUGCCAAGGAGACGUUCUUCGUCCAGGUCGAUUAAGUCGAUACCAAUAGACCUAGGGGAGGAUGGGGACUUGAAGAAGGAGAAUGGGAAAGCGCAAUCUUUAUAUUUAGGGGAAAGUAUUUCUGUGCCAUUUGUUAAGAGUACGUUAGAUGUGACGUUACCGCAUGAUUUGUUGCAAGAGGAUUUCAAGAGUCUUAUCAUUUCGCUCCGGGUGAAGCCAUGGUAUAAGCAUGAUUUCGAUGCGAACAAGCUUAAGUACACUAGGAUAACUGGUGCGAUGACGAAUGCUGUUUUCAAGGUGGAGUACGAUGGUUUUCCAUCGUUGCUUGUGAGAGUGUAUGGGCCCAAUGUGGAAUCUGUGAUUGACAGGGAGUACGAGUUACAAGUGCUAGCGCGCUUGUCGAUACAGAACAUUGGACCUUCGUUGUAUGGGUGUUUUGAGAACGGACGGAUCGAGCAGUUCUUGGAGAACUCGCAGACGUUGUCAAAGAAUGAUAUCAGGAAUUGGAAAACUUCACAGAGAAUUGCCCGUAGAAUGAAGGAGUUGCAUUCCGGUGUGCCUUUGCUUCCAAAGGAGCUGCAAGACGAACCGGUAACUUGGAAACGUAUUCAGAAAUGGAUGGACAGCUUGGACGAAAGUACCUGGGUGAGGGAUGAGAACAAUGUACAUAGUUAUCUUAUGGUCUCCGAUUGGGAAAAAUUCAAGUCGAUUGUGUCCCAAUACAAAGCAUGGCUACAGCAAAAACCCGCAUACCAUAAGCUGGUGUUCUGUCAUAAUGACGCCCAGUAUGGUAACCUUCUUUUCACGGCGCCUGUGAUUCCUGUGACCGCUGACACUGAAAUUAGCCAAACUCUGUCUAAUAUGUCAUUGUCCGAAUCUGGUGCUUCGCUAUUCCCUUCUUCGAGUAAUGUGUCCUUGGAAGAGAUCAUAAACCCAUCGAUUCAAGAGCAAGCACAAGAUGCAAAAUUAGUUGUUAUAGAUUUCGAGUACGGUGGUCCAAACCCUCCUGCAUUUGAUCUAGCAAACCAUUUAUCCGAAUGGAUGCACGAUUACCAUUGUUCCACACCUCAUGUUACGUUCCAUGAUAGAUUCCCAACUCAUGAAGAAAUGCUUAACUUUAUCUAUUCAUACCUAUCCCAUUUGAACCCAUCAAGGAAGAAUAUGGAGGAGGAAGUUGUUCAAUUAUACAAUUCGAUACUAGAAUGGAGAGCUUCAGUCUCUCUUCAUUGGGCAUUGUGGGGUAUUAUCCAAUCCGGUGAGCUGACAGAAGUUGCUCAACAAGUGACUGAAGAAGGACCUGGUGGCGAGAAAUACAUCAUCACUGUUGACAAGCUGGAUGUAUCAGCAGAAGAUGAUGUAUCUAGCGAGGGAAGUAACGACGGUGUUGAUAUUGAUACUUUUAAGUAUCUAUCGUAUUCUAAGGAUAAACUAGAGAUCUUCUAUACGGAUUUGGUCCAAUUGAACAUUAUCGAUAAAGAGGAUGUUCUGAAUUACGACCAGCUCAAACGCAUUGAAUUGAAACCCUUGUAA
Messenger RNA from Kluyveromyces marxianus DMKU3-1042, 1620 nucleotides. RefSeq names its product choline/ethanolamine kinase (gene CKI1). Gene Ontology annotation, cellular component: cytoplasm. Gene Ontology annotation, biological process: phosphatidylcholine biosynthetic process; phosphatidylethanolamine biosynthetic process. The transcript has a single exon. Gene Ontology annotation, molecular function: choline kinase activity; ethanolamine kinase activity. Bases 1 to 1620 code for a protein of 539 amino acids. The record is from RefSeq and is a predicted model, not a curated record. NCBI's taxonomy places the organism in Eukaryota, Fungi, Ascomycota, Saccharomycetes, Saccharomycetales, Saccharomycetaceae.